AUGACAACCAAGACGGAAGUGUUGACAGCAGAGAUUACUGAGCUGCAAUCGCUAUUGGACGAGACCAAGACAGCUGGUAAUCGUCAUGACCUGGAGCAGCUGCUACAUCGCAAGGAAAAGAUGCUGGAGACUGCUACGAUGUCGACGUUACCACCACAUCAAUUGAGAGAAGAGACAAGUACAGUUCCAGUGACUCAUCCUGUUGCCAGUGACGUUGCUGUAUUUACAGAGAUUAGUCGGUUUAGCUGGGACGAUGAAGGAUAUGGAAAGGAUAAAGUAGCAGUCUAUAUUAUGUCGGGUAUUGAUGGAGUUGGUAACUUGCCCAAGGAGAAUGUGACGUGUCACUUUACCAAGACGUCGUUUGAUCUGAAGAUUAUUGGACUGGAUAACAAGAACUAUCGACUGGUGAAACAUUAUUUGGAAAAGGAAAUUGACCCGUCCAAGAGCUCCUUUCGUGUGAAGAAGAAUCGUAUCACAAUUUUGCUGCAUAAAAUGGAUAAGAACAAUACGUGGAUGAGCCUUACGGCUAAGAACCCACUCAAGACGAGCAAACCCGACAUGACCGAUCCAAGUGCGGGCAUCAUGGACAUGAUGAAGAAUAUGUAUGACGAAGGCGACGAUGAGAUGAAGCGGACCAUUGCCAAGGCGUGGAGUGAGAGUCGCGCGAAAACGGGUGCUGCUAGCCCCUUCUAA
Peronospora belbahrii is the source of this 693-nucleotide messenger RNA. Lineage: Eukaryota; Oomycota; Peronosporomycetes; Peronosporales; Peronosporaceae. The record is from the annotation of a GenBank genome assembly.